AUGAACGAUGUGGACGUCGGGAAGCAGAUCCAGCAGAUGGUCCGGUUCAUCCAGCAGGAGGCCCAGGAGAAAGCCAGCGAGAUCUCCGUCGCCGCAGAGGAGGAUUUCAACAUAGAGAAGCUGCAGCUGGUGGAGUCGGAGAAGAGGAAGAUCAGGCAGGAGUACGAGCGCAAGCAGAAGCAGGUGGACAUCCGCAGGAAGAUCGAGUACUCGAUGGAGCUGAACGCGGCGCGCAUCAAGGUGCUGCAGGCGCAGGAGGACGUCGUGGGCGAGAUGAAGGAGAACGCGUCCAAGACGCUCGUCCGCGUCACCAAGGACACCAACGUCUACCGGAAGAUCCUCAAGGGCCUCAUCGUGCAGAGCCUGCUCCGGCUGCGGGAGUCGUCGGUGGUGCUGCGGUGCAGGGAGGCGGACCGCGUCCACGUGGAGCCGGUGCUGGAGGCGGCCAAGAAGGAGUACGCCGAGAAGCUCAAGGUGAACCUCCCCAAGAUCAUCAUCGACGGCAAGGUCCACCUCCCGCCGCAGAGGGCCAACGACGCCGCCCACGGACCCGCCUGCUCUGGGGGCGUGGUGCUGGCGUCGCAGGACGGCAAGAUCGUCUGCGACAACACGCUGGACACCAGGGUGGAUGUUUGCUUCAGGCAAAAGCUUCCUGAGAUCAGGAAGAAACUCUACGGUCAGCAAGUGUCACAAUAA
Molecule: messenger RNA, 696 nt
Organism: Triticum turgidum subsp. durum (durum wheat)
Lineage: Eukaryota; Viridiplantae; Streptophyta; Magnoliopsida; Poales; Poaceae
Source: the annotation of a GenBank genome assembly